Messenger RNA from Maniola jurtina (meadow brown), 1146 nucleotides. Its product is annotated as vegetative cell wall protein gp1-like. The record is from RefSeq and is a predicted model, not a curated record. NCBI's taxonomy places the organism in Eukaryota, Metazoa, Arthropoda, Insecta, Lepidoptera, Nymphalidae. The coding region runs from base 1 to 1146 and encodes 381 amino acids. The transcript has 2 exons.
AUGCAUUACACUACAUUUGUAUACGUCACUCAUAACAUUUGUUUAAACUCACAAAUCUUCUCUCUUGAGCGUAAAUGUAACAUUCACCGCCUCUAUCUCUUGGCCUACUGCACUAUUUUGGUGAUUGAAUCACAAGUAAACUCAAUUAAAUUUUCAGCAGUAGCGAGUUCUAGAUUUAGAGAAAGCGGAAUAUCGAGUAUAGUGCAGUGUUUGCGAUUCACGGCCAACUGGAUCUGGCCGGCGACCCGCUGCGGCGACGAGGCGCAGCGCUGGGCGUCGCGCAGCGUGUCCUCCGCCUCCAGCGCGCCCUCGCCGUCGCCCGCGCCCUCCACCUCCGACGACGGCGGCUUCCUGCCGCGCCUGCGCGCGCCGCUGCGCCCCGCCGCCGCGCCCCCGCUGUUCCGCGCCUCGUCGCCGGCGUUCGCCCUCCAUUGGCCGCCCUGGCCGCCCUGGCCCGUCUGGGCGCCCGCCUGGACGCCCUGGUCACCCCUUCACAUCUCCGACCUCAGUUCGGUACCCUUCCCGAGCUCCGCGGACGGCUCGUUCCCGACGCCCCCGUCGUUCCGGUCGCGGCCGCCGCACAUCGCGGUGCUGGACUCGCAGCAGGCGCGCGCGUGCGGCGCCUUCGUGCGCGCCAGGAUGCGGCCCGCGCCGCGGCACGGCCGGCCGCGCGCCGCGACCGAGCCGCCGCCGGCGCCACCGCCGCACGAGGCCUCGCCGGAGAGCAGGUCCUCCUCGAGCGGCUUCGGCAGCAAGAACGCGUCCUCGUCGCAGCACAACCGCAGCAGCCGCACCGGCAGCCUGGCGGAGUGGCGGCCGCCGCCCUACCGCCCGCCGCCGCCCGCGCCGCCGCCGCGGCCAGGCUCGGGCGAGGCGGGCGACGCGGGCUCGGUGGACGUGCACUAUGAGUGGGACCGCGCCACGCGCACGCCCACGCCGUCCACCCCGGAGCGCACGCGCGCGCGCGCCUCUCGCGACGACGUGGAGGCGCGCGUGCGCGCCAUGAAAGAGGAGUUCCUCGAGUUUCGCAAGCGGCAGGCGCUGCGCCGCCGCUCGCCGGAGCCGCUGAGCGCGCCGCCGCCGCUGUCGCCGCUGGCCGCGCUGGCCACGCUGGCUCCGCUGGCGUCUACCGAGACCGUCUGCUGA